Messenger RNA from Drosophila sechellia, 1182 nucleotides. It is a transcript of the gene squ, whose product is annotated as squash. The record is from RefSeq and is a predicted model, not a curated record. The transcript has 2 exons. NCBI's taxonomy places the organism in Eukaryota, Metazoa, Arthropoda, Insecta, Diptera, Drosophilidae. The coding region runs from base 179 to 907 and encodes 242 amino acids.
GCCGUAAUAAUUCCUACGGCAUUUCUGUGCUCAAUGGUGAAAGGUCGCACUGAAAUUAUUCUUUGAAAUAACGGAGUAAACAUUCAGUCUCAGAUUCUGAGAACUUGUUGACAGUGUAACUGUUCAAUUGUUUUCAUUGCGAUUUUUCUGAGUAUUUUUUGUUAGAGCACGCACGAUCAUGGCAUGGGUUCCCAAUUCGCAGUUCGAGGAUGAUCUGGUCGACAUGGAGCCGGAUUUCAAUUUUGUCCAUGGUCAAAUGGCCUACGACAUCAGGAAGCAAGGGGAGUUAUGGCCGCGACCCAAAAGCACAUACGAAUAUCUGAAGUCCCGGGAAAAGAGGAAUUCCGAGCUUGAAAAUCUCCAUGGAAGCAGAGGCGGAUCUGGUCGUGAUAUUCGGGAAAGUCUGCAACUAAUGGAGAACAUCCAGAAGAUAGCAGGCACAAGGCCGCUGGGCGAGCACGCCACAAUGAAAGAUUGGGAGGAUGACAGCACAAAUGAGCUGGAGGCGUUAGCCAUGAUGCGACACUUCGGAAUGAUGUCCAUGGCAACAGAUUCGCUGCACGUUCAGCCUGAAGUAAAACCACCAGAAGGACCCAUUCAAAUUAUAACUAACGGACGGAAGCAAUUUCCACUAAUUACAGACCCCGAAUUCUUUAAACCACGCAAGAUUCCCAGAAAGAAGAAUCCCAGUUCCAGUAGUUCUUAUGCCAGUUCUGGUAGUUUGUAUCAUACUGCCAAUAGUUCAAGCAGUUCCUUCAGCCUAUAUGAAUCUGCCGAGUCAGAUUUGGACAGCAGGCGGGAGCAGGGCGAGAUCGGAGAAAUACCUCGAAAUACCUUACGAACAGCUGGCAGAAAGUUAGGACCAAGACGUGGAAUCGCAAGGAAAAUAUGGAAUCCCAUUCAAUGAAUGAAGGCGGAACCAACAGGAGACAGCAGGCAUAACGAAAUUACUAACCCAAAGCAUUAAGGCCAUGCAAUUAUAAGAACUAAAAAGCAAUCACUUUUUAUAUAUAAGCUUUUGUCACAUGUAAAUAAGCGGCUUAAAUGUCGUUUAGAAAACCGAAUUUAAAUUAUACCCAAUACAGAUAUAGAUUGUUGGCUGCAAAAUUCAAUAUGCAGUUCUACAAAUAGAAAGCAAGAUACCUGAUAUUAUAGGGUAAAUAAAAUAUUUAUCUAUUUUAA